Molecule: messenger RNA, 939 nt
Organism: Rotaria sp. Silwood2
Lineage: Eukaryota; Metazoa; Rotifera; Eurotatoria; Philodinida; Philodinidae
Source: the annotation of a GenBank genome assembly
AUGUCCGACGAUCAAGGACAUAAAGAUUUUCAAAGAGCAAAAUCGAUCUCGUUGGAUGCUGCUUUAGAAGUUGGUGCUAGUAACAUCCGCCGAUCUCGUCAAGAAAUAGCGGAAAACAAUCCCGAAUUCUUUGCUGAAUCUGCUAAAGAGAAACUUCAAGAAUUCACUUUAGUCGUCUGUGGUGGACCACGGACAGGUAAAAGUACACUGAUUAAUGCCAUUCUCAAUAAAGAUCUUGCAACAGUUCGUCCGGGUUUUGCUCCUGUAACUAUGGAGAAUACCUGCUAUAAACUCGAUGGCAUUUUUCCAGAGAUUGUCGACGAACAAACAGGUGAAAAACAACAAGAAUCACAACCAUUUCAAAUAAGUGUUUGGGACACAAAAGGAAUUACCACAUGGAAUGAAUCGAUUGUGAAAAUAAUUCGAGAGCAUAAUCCUAUGUGUGUUUUGUUGUGUUCAUCGCCAGGUUCAUUUGCCAAAGAUGAUUUUAUCAAACCAUUAAUUCAAGAAUGUGUCAAUUUGAAUGUGUUAGUUGCUUUGGUCUGUACGAAUCGAUGGAAUGACAGUGACAUCAAACGGCAACGAGUCAUGGAAGAAUUUCAUGAUUUAUUGAAGAUUUACAACACGAACAUUCGUGAAGAAGAUGGUAUUCGAUAUUAUGGUGAUAUUGGACUGAUCGCUAUGGUCAAUAGUGUACCGUAUGUCAAUAAUCGUGUUGGAAUCUACAAACCGAAAAGUGGUGUCGGUACUUUACUCUAUGGAAUCAUGAGAUCAUUGAGUAACGAGAAAUUAAUGGGUUGGUGCUAUACAUUGAUGGAGAACGAAGGAUUUUGGACACAAAUGCAAACUCAUAUUCAAGAAUUCUUUGCUGGAAAAUUCACCUAUGGGAAAUCGAUCCUAUGGUCAUUGUCAAGAUAUAUGACCAUGAAUCGAAAAUAG